This is a messenger RNA of Botrytis porri, 2352 nucleotides long. RefSeq lists its product as uncharacterized. The record is from RefSeq and is a predicted model, not a curated record. Gene Ontology annotation, biological process: transmembrane transport; basic amino acid transport. The transcript has 7 exons. Gene Ontology annotation, molecular function: basic amino acid transmembrane transporter activity. Gene Ontology annotation, cellular component: fungal-type vacuole membrane. The coding region runs from base 340 to 2049 and encodes 569 amino acids. NCBI's taxonomy places the organism in Eukaryota, Fungi, Ascomycota, Leotiomycetes, Helotiales, Sclerotiniaceae.
CAUCUACAUUUGCUUCGUACGUCUCUCAUUAGAAGUUUGGCUUUUUCAAUUGAUUCCCGCAGCCAUAUGUGAGAUGAAAUUUCGGACAUUUGAUAAGAUGGCAUUUUAGACAAAAUGAUGAGCUUUCAAAUUUCUAUUCCAAUCGGGACCGAGAUACUGGCCCUGUUGUUGACGGCGCAGUGUCUUGGCUUGCGCUGACAGCGAAUGAGUCAAUACCCUAGAAACGAAACAUUGGACGGUCUGGGCAGUUUGAAGAAUCAAUUCUUAAACUUUUGAUGCCCGCCAAAGCUUGAAUCAUAGGAAAAAAUUGCUGUUGGUGAUAGUAUCGGAUACUGAAAUAUGGCAUUGCAUGAGAGAGAUACUAUUCCUAGAGAUGAUUCAAGUCAAGCUUCAUCCAAAGAUGCGGAUUUGAUAAAAUUGUACUCGGAAACAGAUUCAUUACUCUCACCAGUAACUGCUGCUUCUACUCCAAAUUACAAGUCAGCCGCAACUUUUCCGGACGUAGAAUCUGCACAAAAUGACCAAGUACAAGACAAAACCACAGGAAAAGUCAUGAAGAGCGCUGCUAUCAUAAUCAGUCUUCUACUGAUUGGUAUUUUUGUAUCAUAUGCAGAUGGCACGCUUGUUCUCGCAACCUAUGGCACCAUUGCUUCCGAAUUUCGGGCACUGGGUGAUGCCAGUUGGUUAACUACUAGCUAUUCUUUAGCGAUGUGCGCUGUCCAACCCCUUACCGGCAAGAUUAGUGAUAUAUAUGGAAGAAAACCAGUUCUCUUGAUAUCGUAUGGGUUCUUCGUGAUUGGAUGUGUUUUGACGGGGCUUUCACAAACAAUGUGGCAGACUGUGAUGGGUAGAGUAGUAGCUGGUAUUGGAGGUGCGGGUAUGAGUGUUAUGGUCUCCGUUCUGAUCGUUGAUCUUGUGCCUCUCAUUCAUGUUGCCGCGUGGAGAAGUUAUGUCAAUGUCGUUGGGACGAUUGGAAGAAGUAUCGGUGGACCCCUAGGCGGACUGCUAGCAGACACGAUAGGAUGGCGUUGGUCGUUCAUCGGACAAGGACCUCUUAUGCUCUUCGCUAUUGCUUUGGUAGCAUAUAAACUUCCAGCACGAUCAUCAUCCGACGAGCCCAUCCAAGCCAAAGAUGGGCCUUCAAAACUUCGACGAAUUGAUUUUAUUGGAGCAUUCUUGUUAACUGGGACUAUCGCCGCCUUUCUCGGCUCUCUCAGUCUUGGAGGACAAGCACUACCUUGGUCGCAUCUUACAGUUCUUGGGUUGUUGCUGGGAUCUGUUGUACUUGGCACUAUAUUUGUGACGUAUGAGGUCAAAUUCGCUGCGGAGCCCAUAUUUCCGCCCGCACUUGCUGUCGAACGUGAUGUAGCAUCAUCUUAUGCUAUCAAUGCGUUGCAGCUCGGUGCACAAGUUGGCAUGAUGUAUUCCGUUCCCCUGUAUUUUCGUGUUACACAAGGCAGCUCUAACACCACUGCUGGGCUUCAUCUCUUCCCGGCUAUAUUUGGUAAUACGACGGGAGGUCUCCUCGCAGGCUGGCUAAUUACUCGCACUGGUCAUUACAAAUAUCUCUUGGUCUUCUCUACUCUCUCGUCCAUUUUCUCCUACACUAUGCUUCUUACAACAUGGCAUAGCCAUCACCUUUCUCUCGCGUCAUCUCUCUCUAUAUUUCCAGGUGGUUUUGGUCUCGGAAUAACAGCUGCUUGCGCAUUUAUUGCCCUCACCGUUUCUGUUCAAAAGAAAGAGAUGGGUACAGCAACUGCCGGUAUGUAUUUGAUAUCUAGCAUCGGUAUGGUUGUUGGAGUAGCCUUGUGUGCUGGAGUUCAAAACAGUGCUUUGGGAGAAGCGCUCGCAGGGUUAGAACUAGAUGGGAAUAUAGUGAGACAAGUGAUGGAAGAUGUAGGAAGCGUGAAAGACCUGCCGGGAGAUAUCAAGAUCCAGGUAAUAGAUGCCUAUGUGAAAAGUUUGGGAGCGAGUCACGCAGUGAGUGUGGGACUAUCAGGUUUGGCGUUUUUGUUAAGUUUGGCGGUUAGAGAGAAGAAGAUCAGAUAGAUGGAAGUCGGAAGAUGGUGACUUAGAGACCCACUUGAAAUAUCUAUGUUCACCUAAGUAUAUAUCCAUUCAUGGAUUUUGCUUCGCCUGUAGUACAUAUCAUGUCCUCUUGACCAGCUGCAGUCAUGUUUUCAGCUAUUCUGGCAAUGCGGGGAUAUAUUCAGUGCAUAUUUUCUUUGGAUGCCAUUAGACUCCGUAUAACAGUGCCAUGAGAAAGACUUCAUAUUAAAGAGUAGUCCAUCCCAUGUAAGACCAAGGUUAAAACCCUGAACUUUGCGUUUCUUAUCAGAUUACCUACCGCAC